This is a messenger RNA of Penaeus vannamei (Pacific white shrimp), 2370 nucleotides long. RefSeq names its product ATP-binding cassette sub-family F member 3. NCBI's taxonomy places the organism in Eukaryota, Metazoa, Arthropoda, Malacostraca, Decapoda, Penaeidae. Gene Ontology annotation, molecular function: ATP hydrolysis activity; ATP binding. The record is from RefSeq and is a predicted model, not a curated record.
ACGAAUAAUUAACUUUAACAAAGAGACACCGAUCUUCCCCAACUGUGUCGGAUCCACUUGUCCUCCUGUGUAAACAUGGCAGUCCCGAGUCAACUUGUCAGGGAGAAAUUUCCCAACAUUGAUGAGGAAAUAUUCCAAUAUGUGGAAGGUGUUCUCACUAGCACAGAGGACUUUGAGAGUAGUGAGGAUGUUUACGAUGCCAUCGGAAGCCUCCUAGCAGAUGCUGUUGGAGUUGAAAGGGAGGAUGAAAUAAGGAAAUUAUGUGACCAGGUGAUGUCAACACUGACAGUAUCUAAUGGCACGAUAGAACGGAAGAUCUUAGAUGCUCCCGUGCAGUUGGCAGAAAUGGCUGCCAACAUGGAGGUGGAAGACGAGGCCAUCAAGUCAGUCUGGUCAAGAGAACGGGAUGACACAUUGAAAGUUGACCAGAAGAAAUUAGACAAAGCCGAAGCCAAAUUAAAAGAAAAGAAGGAAAAGAGAGUAAAUGCGGAUAAGAAGGAACAAGCUCCUAUUAUUAUGGAAAUGGCAACAGCAUCACAGGUCGUAAGCAAAAAAGACAGAGCACUGGAUGCCAAGGGUAGCUGUAAUACAAAGGACAUCAGAAUAGAAAGUUUCGAUGUAGCAUAUGGAGAAAAAGUGCUUAUUCAAAAUGCAACAAUUUCUUUAGCCUUCGGAAGACGAUAUGCGCUAGUGGGCAGGAACGGUCUUGGGAAAACUACUCUUUUACGGAUGAUUGCAAGUCGGACUUUGCGCAUUCCUGGGCACAUCUCGGUGUUACAUGUUGAACAAGAAGUGGUUGGUGAUGACACCUUAGCAAUAGAGAGUGUACUUGAAUGCGAUACGCAACGUAAGAAUCUUCUAGACAAAGAGAAAGAACUGCAGACGAGAAUAGCAAAUGGGGACUCCGACGAUACCCUGUCCUCCCAGCUGUCAGAAGUAUAUGCUGAGCUACAGGCCAUUGAGGCAGACAAGGCCCCAGCCAAGGCCAGUGUCAUCCUGAAUGGUUUGGGUUUCAACCCUGAAAUGCAGACGAGGAAGACCCGUGAAUUCUCUGGCGGUUGGAGAAUGAGGAUUGCUCUCGCUAGGGCACUGUUCACGCAACCAGACCUGCUGUUGCUUGAUGAGCCGACAAACAUGUUGGAUAUGAAGGCCAUUAUAUGGCUUGAGAACUACUUAUUAACCUGGCCGACAACGCUCCUUGUAGUCUCCCACGACAGGCAUUUCUUAGAUAUGGUUCCGACAGAUGUUUUACACCUCCACUCGCAGGCCAUAGACAGUUAUAAGGGCAAUUAUGAGAACUUUUCCACGACAAGGGAGGAGAGACACAAGAACAUGCAGAGAGAGUACGAAGCCCAGUCGCAGUUCCGGCAGCACGUCCAGGAGUUCAUUGACAAGUUCCGAUACAAUGCCAAGCGAGCAUCACUGGUCCAGUCAAAAAUUAAAAUGCUGGAAAAGCUCCCAGAACUGAAGCCUGUAGAAAAAGAAACAAUUGUAACGCUAAGGUUCCCAGAGGCAGAGAAGCUGAAUUCCCCAAUCCUGCAAUUAGACGAAGUAGAGUUCUCUUACAAAAAGGACGUAGUCAUUUUCAGCAAAGUCAACCUUUCCGCUGCCAUGGAUUCGAGAAUAUGUAUUGUUGGUGAAAAUGGUACAGGAAAAACAACUUUGCUUAAGAUUUUGCUCGGGGAUUUGUCUCCCACAAAGGGACACAGGUUCUGUAAUAGAUCAUUAAGAAUAGGCUACUUCACCCAGCAUCACGUGGACCAAUUGGAUAUGCGAUUAUGUCCUGUUGAACUUCUUCAGAGCAAAUACACAGGAAAACCUGUUGAGGAGUAUCGCCGUCAGCUUGGUGCUUUUGGCGUUAGUGGAGAUUUGGCUGUGCAGCAACUGGCCAGUCUGUCAGGAGGUCAAAAGUCCAGAGUGGCCUUCUCACUGAUUUGCAUGGGCAAUCCCAACUUCUUCAUUCUUGACGAACCGACCAAUCACUUAGAUAUUGAGACGAUCGAAGCGUUGGGGAAGGCAAUACAGAAGUUUAAGGGUGGUGUGGUCCUCGUAUCCCACGACGAACGGCUCAUCCGCAUGGUUUGCACCGAGCUGUGGGUGUGUGGGGACAAGCAGGUCGUCUGCAUGGAGGGUGGCUUCGACGAGUACAGAGCCAUUGUGGAGAAGGAGAUUCAGGCCACCAUAUAAAGGGCAUUCUAGGCUUCAAACAAUUUUUACAUAAAUGCCAUUGACUAUACGCUCGCAAGACAAAGUGGAAGUUUUGAAUUUUUAUGUAUAAUUUUCUUUUUUCAUAUUCUUUUCCUUCUCUUAAGCUUUGUUUGUUUGUUUUUUUUUUUUUUUUCCUUUUAUUAUUGACAUUAUCAUUAUCAU